Messenger RNA from Vespula pensylvanica (western yellowjacket), 1813 nucleotides. RefSeq lists its product as uncharacterized. The coding region runs from base 156 to 1778 and encodes 540 amino acids. The transcript has 9 exons. The record is from RefSeq and is a predicted model, not a curated record. NCBI's taxonomy places the organism in Eukaryota, Metazoa, Arthropoda, Insecta, Hymenoptera, Vespidae.
CACAUAUAUGAUUUAUUCUCUUAUCACAUAUGUAUAAUCGAUUAUCAUUAUUGCGAUUAACAUUAAUCAAACUAUGUGAAGAAUUAACGGGUGCAGAUGUUUUGAUAAAAGCAUGACAGAUCACUGUCAAGUUCUUUGAUGUCAAUACAAAGGCUAUGUUUAUCUUUACAUUCUUACUAACUUUCCUUAUUUUAUCCCGUGGUAAAAUUCGUCGGAGUAAUGAUAUUCUCGGGAACGAUGGAGAUCAAUUCCCUACUGUGUCACAAGAAACAUAUCAUUUAUCGAAUUAUGAUAUAACCUUUUGGAUUCGACAUUUACAAGUAGAGCAUUAUGCUUUUUUAGAGAACAAAGAAAGUUUUUAUACCGUUUUUGUAGAGUUACACGAUUCACCAUUUAUAAUGAAAAUUAUUGAUAGUUAUUACAUGAUAAAAUUAUUUUUUGAACUAUACAAUUGUUCACUUUUCGAUUUUGAGAAUUUAUGUUCAAUGGAAUUAAGAAAAUUCAGAAAAUUUAACUGUAUAUACAGACAGCGUACAGCGUGUGCUAACACAAAUGCAGGAACCUAUCAAGAGUGGUGCAACAUACCAUUACUAAAUAUAGAAACUCCUGUUUGUAAUUGUUGCAUGACAAUAGAUGAUCAACAAUUACAAAGACCACAGGGGUUUUCUUCAUAUUUCGAAGAUCUAUUACCAAAAUCUUUUUGUACUCCUGGCGAUAUCUACAAAAUUGUCCGAUGUUUAACUAUAAUGAUAAAUGAUAUUCGUACUACAAGAUGUGAUGUUAAGUGCCAGCAAAAACAACCGUUUUGCAAAGAUAUAGGACUUUGGACAUUCAUGAUGCCUGUUCUUACUUCAAAUUCGUUUUUUUGGUUACCUCCAAUUUGUAAUAACACAUGUGGGAAAGGACUAGUGUUGAUAGUGUCUUUGUGUUACAACCAAAUAAUAGAAAAAAAAACUGUAAAUUACGUUGAUCCAGAAUUACUUUGCUGCCCAAUAAGUUUCAUGAAAUAUAUCUGCAAACUUGCAUCUAGCAUUGAUGUCGCGACAAUAAUACGUUUUACAGAAUCUUAUCUUCCUAUUGAUGACUAUUUCCAAAAAGAUAUAUGUAUACACGUUCUCAAAGAAGAAAUAAAUGACGAUAACCAGAAAAGCAAUAAAGCUUAUUAUAACAAUGAUUUUAAAGAAGAGAUCCUGUUAGUAAAGCCAAAGUAUAUGAAAUCUAUGAGAUCGUUGCGUCGUCACCUUCUGCAAAACAUAGAUCAUGGAUAUGGAUAUGGAAAUACGGAUUAUAGUGCACAAGGAGGCAAAUUCGCUUAUCGGGGAUAUGCAAGAUAUAAAGAUUCAAUCAUGAAUGAAAACAAAGAUGAGGAUGAUGAUGAUGAUAAUGACGAUGAUGAAGAGGAUGAAGAUUAUGAGAUUAGCGAUGAACCUGCACCAGAAGAUGAGAGCGAUAAUGCUGAAGAGGAGGAAGAAGACGACGAGUUUGGACAUCAAAGCAUUGGACCAAAGGCUCGUCUGGCAAGUUUCAAUCGUGUCGUAUUCCCUUAUGUGAGUAAGAAGCAGAAGCAACAUUUGAGAAAAGAAAAUGUCAGAGUCAGAUCUGUUACUGUUACUGAGGAGUGCGAUGAGGAAGAACCUACAGAAGCACUGCAAUAUUAUGAUUACGACACAAACGGAGUUGACACAUCACUCGGAAAUAUACAUAAAACACAAAAUGAUCACUUUAUAAAAUUGAUAAUAAUAAACUUCAUACUUUUAUUUAUUAAUAUUUGGACAUAACUAUUUAAAAAAUGAUAAAGAUUUUAGAAUUUUAC